AUGUUCCAUCAUAUCAGUCCUGAGCCACUGUGGGCUGCAGAUGAGAAAAUUCCAGAACUAGGCUUCUCGUGGGAACUGAACGUGGUUGGUCAUUUACCGAUGCCUACCGGUAAGGGUGGGUUAGACGGCCAAUUCCACGAACUACACGCGAUCCGCAUGCUGGAAGUUCCAUCAAGCGAUGAUGAACGUCUUAAGGUUCUCCGCUAUCUCAAGGGUAACUCACGUGCAGAAUUCACGACACGAGAUGCUUCCGGACACCAUCGCAAAUGGCCUGUUCUAAACGGCGGAAAGUUUCGUGGUGCGAAAUGGACACUGAGCAGCGACGCGCAAUACUUCAUCGCCUCCUUUCACGACGUUCCCAUGCAUUGGGUAAUCUCUUGGUUCCAGCAAGAUGUCUGGGAAACGCUUAAGGCGCGAUGGGUGCAAGCAAACAGAUUUGAACCUCCUGCUCUCGGCCAAGCCUUCAUGAUCAUCUACGAGAGAAAUCCGUACGGAGUGCAGGUUCAUCGACCUCUUUACCCUAAUAAUCGUGUAGACGCCAAAAUUCUCGAGGAACAUCGCGAAUUAGCCCAGAAAUAG
Messenger RNA from Alternaria ethzedia, 579 nucleotides. RefSeq lists its product as uncharacterized. NCBI's taxonomy places the organism in Eukaryota, Fungi, Ascomycota, Dothideomycetes, Pleosporales, Pleosporaceae. Bases 1 to 579 code for a protein of 192 amino acids. The record is from RefSeq and is a predicted model, not a curated record. The transcript has a single exon.